Molecule: messenger RNA, 1168 nt
Organism: Acromyrmex echinatior (Panamanian leafcutter ant)
Lineage: Eukaryota; Metazoa; Arthropoda; Insecta; Hymenoptera; Formicidae
Product: putative odorant receptor 71a
Biological process (GO): sensory perception of smell; detection of chemical stimulus involved in sensory perception of smell
Cellular component (GO): plasma membrane
Molecular function (GO): odorant binding; olfactory receptor activity
Source: RefSeq, a predicted model, not a curated record
AUGCAAAUACUUUCUCUAAAUUUUUUAAUAUAUAACCUUUGUGGUAUGUGGCGACCUAAUGAGUGGUCAUCAAAUGGUGCAAAACUGCUGUAUAAUGUAUUUACCUUUAUGGUAAUAUUCUCGGAGUACUUUUUGGUGGUAACCCAAUUUAUGGAUAUAAUUCUUAUUGUCGAUAAUAUUGAUGAUUUUGCCACUAAUACUCUAAUGUUCUUGACCAUUGUUGCCGUAUGUUGUAAAGCUACUAUCGUUGUGAUACGUCGGAAUGCGAUCAACAAUUUGAUACAAUUAUUGAUGGAAACACCGUGUAAACCUCGUGACGAGGAUGAAAUAGCAAUAAAAACGAAAUUUGAUACAUUCAUCAGAUCAUGUUUGAUAAAAUACAUGCUUUUGUCGAUGAGCUCUCUUACAGGCGUUACAAUAGGAUCAGUAGUGAAUAUUAUGCAAGGUUAUCUUCCUUAUCGAAUAUGGUUGCCAUUUAAUUACACUAUACCCUUGGCAUUUUGGACUAUAUCCAUCCACCAGAUUAUAACUUUAAUUUUUGCCACUAUGAUAAAUGUCAGCACGGAUAUUUUAGUCUUUGGAUUGUUUUUACAUACGUGUGCCCAGUUCGAAAUUUUCGAAAGUCGUCUUCACAAAUUAGUGAUUUAUAAAACAAUUAACUAUCUGGGAAAUGCAGUCUCUUCGUUGAAUAAGGAUAAAACAGAGAUAUCGGAAUGCAUACGCCAUCAUCUCAGCAUUUACAAAUACGCCAAAACGGUAAAUGUUAUAUUCAACCAGGUGCUCUUCGUUCAAUUCUUUGCAAGCAUACUGGUAUUAUGUACAAGCGUGUAUUAUUUAUCAAUACAUAUUAGAAAUUUCUCUGGUAUUCUACCUUUUUUAGUAUACACUAUUGGUAUGUUUGUACAAAUUUAUAUUUAUUGCUGGUCCGGAAACGAAGUCAUUCUUAAGAGUAUGAGUGUAGGAGACGCUGUAUAUUGUAUGGAUUGGCCACUAUUAUCAGUUAACGAAAAGAAACAAUUACUCAUGGUCAUGGUACGGAGCACAAUUCCUAUAAAGUUCACAAGCAGCUUCUUGAUAACCGUCUCCCUUCAAUCUUAUAGCAGUAUAUUAAAACUGUCAUACUCGGCAUUUAACAUACUUCAGAAGUGAAAUAUAAAUAAUUAAAAGU